Messenger RNA from Dracunculus medinensis (Guinea worm), 468 nucleotides. The record is from the annotation of a GenBank genome assembly. Lineage: Eukaryota; Metazoa; Nematoda; Chromadorea; Rhabditida; Dracunculidae.
AUGAGCGAAGCGGAUAUUUCACAAAAAUAUUUAUGUAUUAAUUGUGAGAUCAUUUUAUAUGAAAAUAAAGACGUAUACAUCCGAUGUGUGGACUGUAGCAAAAAAAAUUUGGAUAUUUUCCUUUGUUUCAAGUGUUUUCGAAUGGGUGUGGAAUGUGGAAGUCAUAAACGUAGUCAUAGUUAUCAAACAUUUGAUCCAUUUGGUCAACCAAUAUUCAAAACUGAUCGGAACGAUGUACAACAAGGUCGUUGGGGUUGGAAGGAAGAUCAGCAGUUAUUAAUGGCAACACACAAACUUAAACUUGGAAACUGGGAAGAAAUUUCGAAAUGCAUAAGUACGGGUAAAACUGCCGAACAAACUCGAGUUCAUUUUGAUCGAUAUUUUGUGCGUGGAUUUUUUGGUCAAUAUGCGACUAGUAAUCUUCAUUGGUUAGUUUUGAAUUACUCUCUUAUAUAUUGUACUGUUUAA